Molecule: messenger RNA, 1404 nt
Organism: Pestalotiopsis fici W106-1
Lineage: Eukaryota; Fungi; Ascomycota; Sordariomycetes; Amphisphaeriales; Sporocadaceae
Exons: 5
Coding region: 1-1404 (467 amino acids)
Biological process (GO): transmembrane transport
Molecular function (GO): transmembrane transporter activity
Source: RefSeq, a predicted model, not a curated record
AUGGCCUCAGGUGGUUUCUGGAAGAAGAGGGCUCUGCGCGUACCUGAUGAACGGCGACAAAAUCCACAAAUCACUCUUCGCAACUCCAUUUGGCCCAUCUGUCUUGUUACCACUCUUUUCUUUCUCUGGGGAUUUUCAUACGGCCUUCUCGAUACCCUGAAUAAGCACUUUCAAGUCACACUCAACAUCACAAAGGCAAGAUCUUCGGGGCUCCAAGCCGCGUACUUUGGUGCAUAUCCUUUAGCAUCUUUGGGCCAUGCUGCUUGGCUUCUUCGGCACUUUGGCUACCGGACUGUCUUUAUUUAUGGCCUUGUCUUAUACGGAGUUGGAGCGCUUCUCGCCAUUGCGGCGAUCAAGGCCAAGAGUUUUGGCGGUUUUUGUGCCUGCAUUUUCAUCAUAGGCAACGGGCUUGGCUCUCUGGAGACUGCAGCCAAUCCGUACAUCACUGUUUGCGGACCUCCUAGGCUGGCCGAAAUCCGUAUCAACAUUUCCCAAGCUUUCAACGGCAUUGGAACUGUCGUUGCUCCAGUACUUGGCUCCUAUGUCCUCUUCACUUUUGACGACCAAACGGCCCUCGAAAAUGUCCAAUGGAUAUAUCUAUCCAUUGCCGUGUUUGUAUUCAUCCUGGCAGCGAUUUUCUUCUUCUCAGUCAUUCCAGAGAUAACGGACGCGGAUAUGCAGCUUCAAGCAGAGCAAAGCACCGUUGGCGCCUCUGACCUGCCUCUGCAAAAGCAAUACAGGCUGUUCCACGCAGCCUUUGCUCAAUUUUGCUACGUUGCAAGUCAAGUCGCCGUGGCUAGCUUCUUCAUCAAUUACGUCACGGAGGUGCGCGCCGAUACUCCCAACUGGAUGGGCUCCCAACUUCUCGCGGGUGGUCAAGCAGCUUUCGCCGUUGGAAGAUUUGUCGGUGUCGGGCUGAUAUAUCUCAUGCGACCUCGAUGGGUCUUCUUGGGCUUCCUUACCCUAGUCAUCGUCUUUACUGCCUUGUCCAUUGGUCUUCGCGGCAAUGCUGGUAUUGCGAUGCUAUACUGUAUCUUACUCUUUGAGUCCAUCUGUUUCCCCACCAUUGUAGCACUCGGCAUGAGAGGGCUGGGCCGCCACACAAAGGUCGGUUCUGGGUUUCUGGUUGGCGCAGUAUUGGGCGGAGCUGUCGGUCCACCGCUCAUGGGAUACGUUGCCGAUUUGUACGGCACAGGUCUCUCCAUGUUCAUCCCUCUCAUCUUUUUCGUGGCCGCCUUGACGUAUCCUAUCGCCGUGAACUUUGUUCCGGCCUACAGAAAUGUAGCCGACUCGUUCAGUGAAACGAGUCAUGCGGCUGAAAUUCAGGCUGUUGGGAAGAUUGAUGCUGAAGCCGAGAUUGUUGAACAUGCUGAGGAGAAGGGGGCCGCAAAGGCGACUGUCUGA